This is a messenger RNA of Paramecium octaurelia, 708 nucleotides long. NCBI's taxonomy places the organism in Eukaryota, Ciliophora, Oligohymenophorea, Peniculida, Parameciidae. The record is from the annotation of a GenBank genome assembly.
AUGCAAGAUUAAGUUGUUAAGCCCAUCUUUUUGUCUGUGAAUUAAUUGACUGAACUAUUCAAUAAUUCUUAACAAGAGACUUCAAUCUUAGAUGAUAACAAUAACUUUUUAUUUCUAACCUAAGAUUCAUUUGUUGACUUUCCUCUUGAGUUCAGUUUUCAGGCUUUACAUAUGAUUAAUUCCCAAAAAACAAUAAAAGACAUUUAAAAUAAAGAGAAACCAAUUAAUAAUGUUUUAGUUAGCAAAGAUGUAUAUUAAUAGAUAAUGUCCAAAAUGGAGCAGAAUAGAAAUCUGAGUGAACAAUAUCAAUAAAUGAUGAGGGAGAACCAAGAAUAAUUAUAAAAACGCAAAAAAUUAGAGGAUUAGAACACCGCAAUAAUCGAUUAAAACUUUUAAAUCAAGAGAGAAAUUUAAGAAAUGAAACAAAAAUUAUUGAUUUGCUAAAGUGCCCUCCCACUAAGAACAGACUAACAAAUAAUUGAAUUAAGAAAUCAAAGUAAAGAGCUCUAAGCAAAAUUAGCAGAAAAGCCAGACACAUAAUAAUUGGCAGUUCUGACUGAAAUUAGCACAGUUGACUCUGACAAAUCAAACUCCUAUUAUUGCAAUACAAGUAGACUAGUAAAAUUGGAUUAAUAGUCUUCUCAACACCAAUCAAAGAAACCCUAUAGAAGCAGAAACAAUUCCUUUGUAAAAAUAGUUAAAAAUUGA